Fonsecaea multimorphosa CBS 102226 is the source of this 1761-nucleotide messenger RNA. RefSeq lists its product as uncharacterized. Bases 1 to 1761 code for a protein of 586 amino acids. The transcript has a single exon. Gene Ontology annotation, molecular function: transmembrane transporter activity. Gene Ontology annotation, biological process: transmembrane transport. NCBI's taxonomy places the organism in Eukaryota, Fungi, Ascomycota, Eurotiomycetes, Chaetothyriales, Herpotrichiellaceae. The record is from RefSeq and is a predicted model, not a curated record.
AUGCCCUCAACAGCGGCCCUCCGCCAACGCGCCGCUGAAUCUGCUCUCCAUGACCAAACCAAUCUCCUUGGGACGAGACAACUCUUCAUCGUCUUCUCUUCGCUAGCUUCGGCGCUGUUCAUCUGCUAUGCUGACCAAAAUGGCAUCGGUACCAUCCUUCCGACGGUCGGGCGCGAUUUCAAGGCCACAGACACCAUCUCAUGGGCAGGUACAUCCUCGCUCAUCUCCAACACUUCUAGCCAAAUCAUAUACGCUCGCUUCUCGGACAUCUAUGGGAGAAAGCCAAUCUUCCUUUUCUCGGUAGGCAUGCUUGUGUUAGCGGAUAUCCUGUGCGGAGUCGCCCCGGAUGCAUCGAGCUUCUACUUCUUCCGUGCCCUUGGGGGCAUUGCGGGUGCUGGUAUCAAUUCCCUGACCAUGAUGAUCAUCUCGGACAUCGUGACACUCGAACAGCGAGGAAGGUGGCAGGGGUUUCUGGGUGCUGGUAUAGGUGGUGGCAAUGCAGUAGGUCCACUGAUUUCUGCUGCAUUCGCGCUGCAUCAGACAUGGCGAGCGUUCUUCUGGUUCCUUGCUCCUUGUGGUGCCAUUGCGGGUGCUAUUGGAUGGUUCUAUCUCCCCUCAACAAUGCCCAAGGGAAACGCGAGACAACAAUUCAAGCUCAUUGACUGGGGAGGAAUCAUCACUGCGACCAUUGCCAUCGUGCUGACCCUGAUCCCGCUUUCCGGUGGUGGCUCAUACUUUGAGUGGUCAUCGCCGAUGGUCAUUUCCAUGUUCGUCAUCGGCGGCCUGUCUUUCGUCGCCUUCCUGAUCGUCGAGUGGAAGGUUGCCAGUCUUCCAAUGAUGCCCCUGAGCAUGUAUACCAAUGCACCUGUCGCGGCCCUCCUGGUUCAGAACUUCUUUUUCGGAAUGGUCUACUACUCGAAUCUAUACUACAUACCAUUGUAUAUCCAGAAUGUCCGAGGGUGGAAUACAACGAUCUCGGCGGCUUUCCUGGUCGCCAUCAACGUCCCACAGUCUUGUGUCAGCACGCUGUCCGGCAUCUUCAUCUCCCGAUACAAGCGCUACGGAGUCGUGAUCUGGACGGGGUUCAUCAUUUGGACGCUGGGGGCCGGACUGAUCUGCAUCUUCACGCGAACGACGCACCCUGCAGUCAUUGCUGUUAUACUCUCCAUCUCCGGUAUUGGUGCCGGCUGCAUCUUCCAACCAUGCCUGAUCGCCUUGCAAGCACACUGUUCCAAAGCUCAAAGAGCGGCUGUUGUCUCGAAUCGAAAUUUCCUUCGGAGUUCGGGGGGUGCCGUGGGACUCUCGAUCUCGGCACAAGUCUUGCAAAGCUCUCUUCGGAGAAAGCUUCCACCUCGACUCGCAAGCUACGCGCAUGACACCUUCGCCCUCCCGGCCUUGACCGGUGCUGAUGAGGAUGCAGUGAGGAAUGCGUACAUGAGUGCGAUCCGAACGGUGUUCAUUGUCUCGGCCCCAAUGAUCGGCCUCUGCCUCGCGCUUUGUGUAUUGAUCAAAGACCGGGGCCUACAGCGACCGGAAGAGAAAGAGCAGGCGACUAUUGCGAAAGCGGCAGCAACUGGUGACCAGAAGCAGGAGUUUCAAGAGAAGCAAAUUCCAGAGCAGAAACAGCCGUCGCUCAUUGAAGACGAAGCUGGGCAAGCCACUACAAUAGACGGAGAGGACCAGCCAGAAACCAGAAUAGACGUGUCAUCACAGUCACCGGCAGUUAAUGACAGACAGGGGAAGGAGAUAAAAGUGCAAUGA